This is a messenger RNA of Cimex lectularius (bed bug), 3282 nucleotides long. Its product is annotated as synaptotagmin 1. Gene Ontology annotation, cellular component: synaptic vesicle membrane; axon; dense core granule. Gene Ontology annotation, biological process: cellular response to calcium ion; synaptic vesicle endocytosis; calcium ion-regulated exocytosis of neurotransmitter. The coding region runs from base 154 to 1494 and encodes 446 amino acids. The record is from RefSeq and is a predicted model, not a curated record. Lineage: Eukaryota; Metazoa; Arthropoda; Insecta; Hemiptera; Cimicidae. Gene Ontology annotation, molecular function: syntaxin binding; calcium ion binding; calcium-dependent phospholipid binding. The transcript is spliced from 11 exons.
ACGCCCACGGAUGUUCCCUUGGUGACCGUGUCAGUGACGUCAAAUCGGGUGCGUCUGCCCAGAGAAAAGCUCAGUUUCCUAGGUCGGGCAGACCUUCUGAUUGGGCGUAACCCUUCUGCAGCAGCUAGGACAAGUGGGUCGUGUCCUAUAAUAAUGCCGCCUUCUGUGAACCGUUUUGUGAGGGAGGUGGCGAAGGAAGUUGGGACGAUGGCACCCGUUCCUGAAGCAUCCGCGCAACCGGCACCGCUCGAAAUGGCAGCCAAGACAAAAGAGGUGGUGACAACCUUCCUGCCAGAAGCAAGUUCGACAUCGGAUGAGGGCCUUUCGACCGAAUUGCCAACAACUAAAGGUCCUAACGAACUGCAAAUUGUCGUCGAGGAAUUGAAGAAAGAGACAGGGCUGGAAGGAUGGGUCAUCAUCUCUAUUUUAGUCGGCAUUGGGGUGUUGAUAUUGCUGAUAUGCUUCUGCUGUAUCAGGCGAUGUUUCAGAAAGAGGAGAUCAAAAGAUGGGAAGAAGGGCAAAGGGAUAGUGGACCUGAAGUCGGUCCAACUCCUCGGCUCCGCCUACAAAGAAAAGGUUCAGCCGGAUAUGGAAGAGCUAACGGAGAACGCGGAGGAAAUUGCGGAAGAAGGAGAGAGCAAGCAAAGUGAACAGAAACUCGGAAAACUGCAGUACAAGCUGGAAUACGAUUUCAACAACAACAGCCUCUCAGUGACGGUCAUUCAAGCUGAAGAUUUACCCGCUUUGGACAUGGGCGGCACUUCCGAUCCUUACGUAAAAGUUUAUCUGCUGCCUGACAAAAAGAAGAAAUUCGAGACCAAAGUCCAUCGAAAAACGCUCAGCCCAGUUUUUAACGAAACGUUCACGUUCAAGAGUGUACCAUAUGCCGAUGCUAUGAACAAGACUCUCGUAUUUGCCAUUUUCGAUUUCGACAGAUUCAGCAAGCACGAUCAGAUCGGGGAAGUCAAAGUCCCGCUUUGCCAGGUCGAUUUGGCCCAGACGAUCGAAGAAUGGAAGGAACUGCAGAGCGUCGAGGGAGAAGGUGGACAGGACAACAAGCUGGGAGACAUAUGCUUCUCGUUGCGAUACGUUCCUACAGCUGGAAAACUAACUGUUGUCAUCCUCGAGGCUAAGAACUUGAAGAAAAUGGACGUCGGCGGUCUUUCUGAUCCAUAUGUGAAGAUUGCUAUAAUGCAGAACGGAAAGCGAUUGAAGAAGAAAAAAACCAGCAUUAAAAAAUGCACUCUGAACCCGUAUUACAACGAGUCCUUCUCGUUCGAGGUUCCGUUUGAACAGAUCCAGAAAGUGCAGCUGGUGGUAACCGUCGUUGACUACGAUCGCAUCGGCACAUCCGAACCCAUCGGAAAGGUGGUCCUCGGCUACAACGCGAGCGGUACUGAAUUGCGCCACUGGUCUGACAUGUUGGCAUCACCCAGGAGGCCCAUCGCCCAAUGGCAUACUCUGAAAGAUCCAGAAGACGAGAAGAAAGAUUAAAAGUAAUUAACCAUUUAAUUUCUUGGUUUCCUGGAAGCAGUAUGGAUAAAACUAUCUUUUGAGCUAACAACUGUAAACAUAAGAUACUAGAUGUUGUUUUGUCAUGUAAUUUACUAUGAAUGAUUACAAAAAAAAAUCAUAUAAAGAAUAUUGUUAUUGUUUUAGAGAAAAAUUUAUAAAUAUCGAAGGAGUAAAGAAUUUGUAAAUAAAUAGACCAAUGCAUGAGAUUAGUUUUAAAAGAAGAAAACACUUCAAACACAUUUUUCGUCUCUUCUUUAUCCGUACUAUCUUUGUUGUGAAAUGCUACAUCUCAGGUUCGUUUUGAAAUAUUAGUAGUUUUGUUUUUAAAUCGAAAAAUGUUAAUUCUACUCAUUGCGUGAUUUCAAAAUAUCGUGACCCGAGUUGCUUGAAAGCUGUACGUUUUUUGCCGCACGGUUAUUCCUAGUUGAACUGUAGGGGAAAAACUUGGAAUAGUUGUCGAUAAGAAAUAUAGAAACGUUUAAACCACAAAUUGAAUGUUUAGUACAAAUGAAAUAAUUCUUAGUAUGUCGUCCAGAACCAAAGAUUUUCAAACUACAUUCAUUUGCAUUCCCUUAGCGAUUACUCUAAUUAACGACAAGAGCUUCCAUGGGUUUGAGCAAAUAUUUAGUAAGCGUUAAAUUUGGGGAAAAAAGAUGUAAAAUAAAAUCCUCAAAGUUAGGCGAGACAAUAAACUAAUGUAUUUAAAAUUAUUUUAUUUUCUCUUUCACGUUUUGAUCUUGUAGCGUUUAUAAAAAUGAGAAACAAGAGAACAGAACAUUACUAAAGAAUUAUAAAGAAUUAGUUAAUAAGGAAUGAGCACAAGUCUGCUAAAUAAUGCUUGUGUGUAAUCAAUGUGUUAAGUUUAUACAAAAUAUAUGUGCAAUGUAAUCAGUUAAAUGAAAAACUUUUAUUUCACUCCCUCCCCCUCAAAAUAUAUAAAAUCUAAUACACACAUCAAAACCUCAAUUGCCGAUGCUAAUAAGCAAAGAACAUUUCAUGUCAUUCGAGCAAAGAACGUUUACUCUGAAACGAUCUCUUGUAUUUUGAACCAAAACUUUGUCAUUGCACAUUUAUCUGAUCAUUCUUGUCAACCCCAAUCGAUGUAGGUUUUUUAUAUGUCCCGCUCUUAAGAGUAUACAUAUACAUAUAAAUAUAUAUAUACAUUUUGUAAAUAUAGUAUGAAUUAUUGCUGAGAAAUUUGAAUCGUAGUACAUACUUACUUUUUCCAAUAAAUCUGUAAUAUUAUUAAUGCAUAUAUAUUUAUUUCCUUUUUUUAAAAUGAAAUAUUAUUUGUUUAUACUUUGAAAAAUACUCUUUUAAAUUGGGUGUAUUAUUGUAGUACUAAUUAUAUGUAUUAUUGUUAUGCUGAAUCGAAAUUCACGCUGAAUGUAAACCAUAUAUAAAUAUGGUAAAUAUGAUGUGAUGCACACUCUAUGUAAAAUGUAUCUGCAUAUCUUAUUUUUAAAAAAAUAUAUAACAAAUAAAAGUAUAUAAAUAUUGAGUAUAAAUAUGUAUAAUACAUAAUUACAUGUGAAAUGUCUUCAUUGAAAAGUUAGAGGAUGUUGAAAAUGUUGAUAGGACUUUGGCCAAGACUAAUUGUUUUUACAUUGGCGAAAGGCAUUGUUGAAAUUUCAAUAUGUUUAAAGGGAAUUUAGUGAAAUAAAGAAUUCCAUGAAUAUUUUAUCAUGUGUUAAAAUAUGUAAUGCAUGUUUGGAAAAGAAGAACAAAAUCAACACAUUAUUCAAAAAUAAAAUAUUACCAACUAAA